Messenger RNA from Dermatophagoides pteronyssinus (European house dust mite), 3511 nucleotides. Its product is annotated as RNA cytidine acetyltransferase l(1)G0020. NCBI's taxonomy places the organism in Eukaryota, Metazoa, Arthropoda, Arachnida, Sarcoptiformes, Pyroglyphidae. Gene Ontology annotation, biological process: rRNA acetylation involved in maturation of SSU-rRNA. The record is from RefSeq and is a predicted model, not a curated record. Gene Ontology annotation, cellular component: 90S preribosome; nucleolus. Gene Ontology annotation, molecular function: ATP binding; tRNA binding; 18S rRNA cytidine N-acetyltransferase activity.
UUCAUGGAUGGAUCAAUUAGAUUGAUUUAAUCUAAGCUAAUCUAUCAUCUACAGACGUAUUACGCAAACUUGCGUAACAAAUUCUUUGAACGGAAUCCAAGCAUGCCGUUUCGAAUUCAGUACCGUAACACACGCCAAUCAGUAUAGCAAAAUAAGAAUCGAGAAAAAUGGUCAUCAAAAAAUUGGAUAAUCGUUUGCGAAUAUUGAUCGAAAAUGGCAUCAUUGCCGGACAUCGAACAAUGUUUGUCAUUGUUGGACCUAAAGCUCGUGAUCAGGUUGUCAUUCUUCAUCAGAUGCUUUCGAAAUCUCGUGUAAAAGCACGACCAUCCGUAUUGUGGUGUUAUAAAAAAGAACUGGGUUUCUCUUCACACCGGAAAAAGCGAAUGCGAUUGUUGCAGAAAAAACUUAAAUCGGGUGUCGAAUUGGACAAUGUUGAGGAUAUGUUCGAAACGUUCAUUGCACAGACCGAUAUUCGUUAUUGUUAUUACAAAGAAACGCAUAAAAUUCUUGGCAAUACGUAUGGAAUGUUGAUAUUACAGGAUUUCGAAGCCAUCACUCCCAAUAUAUUGGCUCGAACUAUCGAAACGAUUGAGGGUGGUGGAAUUGUUUGCGUUCUAUUGAAUCAGAUCACUUCUCUUCGACAAUUGUAUACAAUGACUAUGGAUGUUCACACCAGAUAUCGAACCGAAGCUCAUCAGGAUGUUGUUGCUCGAUUCAACGAACGUUUCAUUUUAUCACUGUCAUCUUGCAAAAAAUGUGUUAUUGUUGAUGAUAAAUUGGAUAUCGUGCCCAUUUCAUCCAAUCUUGAUGAAAUUGUUGCCAUACCGCGAAACGAAGAAUCCGACGAAAUUUCAUCGCCACAGCUAAAAGAAUUGCAAGAAUCGCUCAAAGACACUCAACCAAUCGGUUCGAUUAUCAAUCUUUGUCGCACUUUGGAUCAAGCACAAACAGUUUUGAAAUUUAUCGAUGUCAUUUCGGAAAAAACAUUGACAUCCACUGUCUCGUUAACGGCUAGUCGUGGUCGUGGUAAAUCGGCAGCUUUGGGCUUAGCAAUAGCUGCAGCCAUUGCAUUCAAUUAUUCAAAUAUCUAUGUCACUUCUCCUUCACCCGAAAAUUUGAAAACAUUAUUCGAAUUCAUCUUGAAAGGAUUCGAUGCCGUUUCGCUGAAAGAACAUCUCGAUUAUGACAUUAUUCAAUCGACCAAUGAAGAAUUCAACAAAGCAAUCGUCCGUAUCAACAUUUACCGUGAACAUCGUCAAUGUAUCCAAUAUAUCCAUCCUACCGAUGCGGUCAAAACAAAUUUUCUGGCUCAAUCGGCUGAAUUGUUGGUUAUUGAUGAAGCUGCUGCAAUACCAUUGCCCAUUGUCAAAUCCUUGAUUGGACCAUAUUUGGUGUUCAUGUCUUCUACGGUUAAUGGCUAUGAAGGUACUGGACGUUCUUUAUCGUUGAAAUUGCUUCAACAGCUUCGACAACAAAGUCGUUGUCGUUCGGAUAAACAAAACAACGAUGUUAACAACAUUGGUGGUAGAGUUUUGCAUGAACUAACUCUGAACGAAUCGAUUCGAUAUCGAAACGGUGACGAUGUUGAGCAAUGGCUUAAUCAACUUCUUUGCCUCGACGCUAGCUGUGUCAAUUCAGUGGAUGCAACCGAUUCGGUCGGUUGUCCCUUGCCUGCCGAUUGUCAACUGUAUUACAUAAAUCGUGAUAUACUUUUUAGCUAUCAUAAAACAUCGGAAAAUUUUCUGCAAAAAAUCAUGGCCUUGUGUGUAUCGUCACAUUAUAAAAAUUCUCCAAAUGAUUUGCAAAUGAUGUCCGAUGCUCCUGCUCAUCAUCUUUUCUGCCUUUUACCACCUGUUACAUCGAAACAUUUGAAAAAAUCGCAAAUUCCUCCCGUACUCUGUUUCAUCCAGGUAUGUUUGGAAGGACAAAUCUGCAAAGACUCGAUUAUGGCCAGUUUAUCACGCGGACAACGUGCUUCGGGUGAUCUUAUUCCGUGGACAAUAUCUCAGCAAUUCCAAGAUUCACACUUCGCUGAAUUAUCGGGCGUACGAAUUGUUCGGAUUGCCACCGAUCCGAAUCAUCAGAAAAUGGGCUACGGUACACGUGCAUUACAAUUACUUGAGGAUUAUUAUCGCGGUCUUUACAAUGUCAAUCUAAUCGACGAACGUUCCAUCACCAAUGAUGAAUCGGAAGAAAAUCAAAUCAAAAAACUGGAUGAACCAUUAUUGUUAGAUCUCAAAGAACGCAAAGCAGAAAAAUUAGAUUAUCUGGGUGUGUCAUUCGGAUUGACUUCUGAACUGCUAAGAUUUUGGAAAAAAUCCGGCUUCAUUCCAGUCUAUCUACGACAAACACCAAACGAACUGACUGGCGAACAUUCAUGCAUCAUGCUCAAGCAAUUGCAUGUCGAAAACAUCACAAACGAUUGGCUGCAACAAUUUUGGAUAGAUUUCCGACGACGAUUCAUUUCAUUACUUUCGUAUGAAUUCAGUAAAUUUUCCACUACAUUCGCAUUGAAUAUUUUGCAAAAUGUUCUGGUCGAUUCAACCACGACAAACACCGAUCGAUUGAACAAAGAUGAAUUAUUGAUCCAUAUCAGUGUCUAUGACAUUAAACGAUUAGAGCUUUAUUCGCAGAAUUUGGUCGAUUAUCAUUUGAUUGUUGAUCUAUUGCCCACUAUUGCUAAACUUUAUUUCAACAAUCGAUUCGAUCCCAGCUUCCAUCUUUCGCAUGUACAGAAUGCCAUUCUCCUUGGUAUAGGAUUACAGCAUAAAAAUGUCGAUUCGAUUGCCGAAGAAUUCAAACUCCCAGGCACACAAAUAUUAGGUCUUUUCAGUCGAACAAUCAAAAAAAUGACCAACUAUUUUCGUUCGUUGAAUGAAAAAGAAAUUGAAAAAUCCAUGCAAAUCAAUAACGAUGUUGGCCAAUCAUCAUUGAAUCCACUGCCGCAGUCAUUAGAUGAGGAACUUGUCGAAGCGGAAAAACUUGUCAAUCAAGAUGAGCGUAAACGCAAAAAACAGCUAGUCAAAGAUCUCAGCCAAUUCGCUAUCAAAGGAAACGAAGAUGAUUGGGAUCGUGCAUUGAAAGAUUCACAGAAAACAUUGAUAUCGAUCAAAAGUUUAGCCACCAAUACCAAUACCAAUGCGAAUAAAAUGGAAAAUCAGCCACGAAUGAAGAAUGCCAACAAAAACAACAACAAUAAUAAUAAUAACCGAAACAAAAAGAAUAAAAAAUUUCGCAGAAAUUAAAUCUUGCAAUGACAAAGUGGACAAUUUUUCAAUGAACGAAUCUCCUCUGCCAUUGCAUGAUGUUUGCAUCGUUGGCACGUCCAAUUUUUACAAUUUUGAUCAAUCAUCGAUCGGCCCGUCGCCACACAAACGUGAAAUUUUGUCUGACAUUUCGGACACGUGGUACUAUAUUGCGGAAUCGAUGAUUGUCCACAGAAUUUGCAUGCAACUUUAUUCGAAACGUCAUUACGAAUUUCAUCGGGCGAAUUUUUCAGAAAAAUUUUCAC